AUGAAAAGAACCUUUAAGACCUCAAGACUGAAAUCUGGUCUCUUCCAUUUGGUCUUGGAAGGCGUAUUUAAUGAAGUUCUUCACCACAAAUCCGAUUGCUUCAAACAAGGGGUUGGAUUCAAUAAGCAAAGACUUUGCACUUGCUUAGACACAAUAUCUAUAGAAUCCCAUCCCAUUAGAGAGGGUGAUGUUUUAGUCUCCAGCGAAGAAAAUUUUGCACUUGGAUUCUUCAACAGAUCAAAUAAUUACCGCUACGUUGGAAUUUGGCAUCGCAACAUUCCAGGGCAAACGGUUGUCUGGUCCACAAAUGCUCCUUCUUCAGCAUGUUCACCAGUAAGUGAUUGUGUAGCUCAGCUACUCGACUCGGGUAACCUUGUUUUGCUCCAUAACAUCAGUAAACAGGUUAUAUGGCAGCUUUUUGACCACCCAACAAACACAAUGCUUCCAAGCAUGAAAUUUGGGAUAGAUCGAAGAACUGGAGCAAAUAGGUUCCUUACAUCUUGGAAGUCAGAAGAUGAUCCACGGACGGGAAAUUACUCUUUUAGGAUGGACCCAAGUGUCUGCUUUUGUACAAAGCUCAGAUUCCAUGGUGGAGGCAAUGGGAUCAGUGAUGUAUGGGGUGUCUUCAAUUCAUCAAUCUUGUCCCGAAUUGUUGUAAAUGAGUCUGGAAUGGUUCAACUCUUUAUAUGGUACGAGGGAGAUGAACGAAGAUGGAAUGAGAUGUGGUCAGCACCAACGGAUCGCUGUGACCCAUAUGGAGAUUGCAGUUCAUUUGGUCUUUGUGAUACUAGCAGUCCUGUACAGUUUGAGUGCAGUUUUUUGCCGGGAUACGAACCCAGGUCACCUACUGAAUGGUACAUGAGAGAUGCGAACCAUGGCUGUGUAAGGAAACCAGGGUCAUUGAUUUGUAGGGAAGGUGAAGGGUUUGUGAAAGUGGCAAAUGUGAAAGUUCCCGAUACAUCUAGAGUUGAUGUGAUUAACAGUGGUUUGAUCUUGAAAGCAUGUGAGAAGGAGUGCUGGAGGAACUGCAAUUGCACAGCCUAUGCCAGUGCAGAUGUUAGUGAAGGAGGGAGUGGAUGCAUACUAUGGCAUGGGAAUUUGACUGAUACCAGAAAGUUCAUAGCCGAUGGUGGUCAAGACUUAUACAUUCGCGUUGAUGAGCAUGAAUUAGGUACUUUCUUCUGA
Ziziphus jujuba (common jujube) is the source of this 1185-nucleotide messenger RNA. RefSeq names its product G-type lectin S-receptor-like serine/threonine-protein kinase At1g11410. The coding region runs from base 1 to 1185 and encodes 394 amino acids. The record is from RefSeq and is a predicted model, not a curated record. Gene Ontology annotation, biological process: recognition of pollen. Lineage: Eukaryota; Viridiplantae; Streptophyta; Magnoliopsida; Rosales; Rhamnaceae. The transcript is spliced from 5 exons.